GAAAAAUCGGUGAAAUGGUGGAGUUGUGUCGCGGGUAUAUUUAGAAGCAGAGUGUACGAUGUUGGAAGGUGGACGUGCAGUGGUCCGGCUCCUUGUAUCAGCCCCACGAGCUGCACGCCACCCGAACGAUUCACGUACUAACCAAAUUGCACCUGUUUGAACCCACCAGUUGCAGUGUGUCCUGCACCGUAACCCCAUGACGCAUUUAACACAUGGCCCGCCUGGAGAUACCAAGCAUAGUGGUGCAUAAAGGCAGCAGGUCGCACAGCCGACCUGAGAGUCCCACGGUGGUGGUGCGAGGAGGAAUGCCCUCGCAUCCGUCCUCCAGGCAAGGCUUCGUCAUAGGUGGCCCAAACGCGUCGUACAAGAACAGCCCGGAGCCGGAUAUGAUAGACGGGAAUGCCAAUUCCAAUGUCGGCUCGUCACCCUCGCUCCACCGUACCUCACCCUCCUCCUGUCCGUCUGACAAGACCGACACAGAGAACAGGAACUUUCGUAACAGGGCGAAUACGAAGGUAAAGUUGCUGGUCAGGAGUCAUGCCAUGAGAGAGUCGACGUCUCCCCCGAGGGAGCCACACAACGGUUCGUCCUCUCCGCAUAGUCCUCAGUCGGUGGAUGGCGAGAAAAAAUUCACUGGCAACCUGUCCCCAAGCUCCACCAAGCUCAACAACAACGAGUCGAUGUUCAACAGUAAUCUAUGCUCGAACCAGUCCCCGAAGCAAAUGCGUAACACGGCUACUUCACCUACCUGUCGAGCUCCGUCGCGAAAUGGUCAAUCUAGUCCUUCUCAAGUUCACUCACCAAAGAAUAACACGUCUCCAACGAACGGCCAUAAGUCGGAGCACCAACGUUCCAAGAUGACCGGCUCGAAUCAGCUUAUCCAGAAAUGCAAUAACUGCGUCAAGAACAAUCAGAACGACCGGCCCGGUCUGCUACAGACGCCUGUGUCACCGUCGAAGUCUGGCCAGGCGUUGCAGCACUCGCCUAAGAGCACGAACUUGGCCCAGAACGUUCAGAACAAUCAGAAGUCGGAGCAACGUAGACCGAACAACUUGAACAUCUGUAACAAUCAGUGUGGCACGCAAUGCGGGAAUACUCUGUCGGUGAGCAGACCGGGCUCACGUCACAAGUUGAGGCACCAGAAUUCGUCCCAGGGUAGCUUCGACAGUGCUUCACCAUGUCUGUCCAGAGACAGCAGCACAGAAUUGUACACGGACAGCACCGGUAUAGAUCUCGAGCAUUUCAUCGCGGAGACCAUAAACCGUAAUCAGAAGGACCGCACGGUGCUGUUGAAGAUCGAGAAGGAUUUGAUCGAGUUCGCGAAGGACAAACAAAAGGUCUGUCACAAGUUCCCGAACAUGUCCUCGUACAAUCGAAUGUUGGUGCACCGUGUUGCCGCUUAUUUCGGCAUGGAGCAUAACGUCGAUCAGUCCGGCUCGAGCGUGAUCGUCACCCGUACGAAGAACAUGCGGAUCCCGAACACACGUUUCAAGGAGCACAUCAGGGACGAUCUGAUUCUGUCGGAGGAACCGCGUCGUAGUAUCUUGAAAAGAGAUUCGAGCUCGUUCGAGGACAGCUUCAACUUCAAGUCGCCCGAUAGACUGUCCGGGGAUUACUGCCGGCAAAGCAAGAGCUUCGAGGAACGGGAAGAAGAAUACGAGCGCGCUAGGCGAAGGAUAUUUAAAGACAGUAGCGGGGACAGUAACGAGGUACCUUCGUGGCCUUACUGGUCUUCGACGGAGAGCUCUGACGCCUCCGCUAGGUACCGUUUGCUGCAUCCUUCUGACCACACGAUGAGGCAAACGAAGCUGCUGAAAGGAGAGUCUUUCGACGGAAGGGAAUCUUGUCGGAGCGGUGUCUUGAGGCCAUCCGUUUCGAAGUCGUUCAGCUUUGGAGGUUAUACGAGAGGUAUGCUUUCCAGAGGGGACAGUGUCACGUCUACUCACAGCGCUGGUGCGCGUCUCAUGAAGCAAGACUCAGGUGCUAGCACGUGUUCACGACUGAGCCCGUCGAGCAGCGGCUACAAAUCCCAGAGCCAGCGCAGCGACACCACGAUAUCUCCCUCCCCGUCGCCGUCGCCCGUGGCGAACAUGACGUGCAGCCAUACCCAAGUAUCUAGUCAGGAUCUCGCCUCGCCGGAAUCGAGCAACCAGACAGUGAUAUGGGCGGUCACCAGUAUAUCGAGCGUGCCGCCCGGUAGCAUAAUCAUCAAUCCGCAAACGAAUCAGCCGUACACGAAUCCGGAUGGUUCGAUCUAUCGUUUCGACCCGGAGAACCCGCCAAAGUUUUAUACUGCUGCUACGUCGCCGCCGCACGAGCACGACGCGAACAACGUGUCCCCGUCGAAGAACACGGAGCCAUCCGAGCCAUCCAAAGUAACCAAUAGCAGCGCAAAGAACGAGGGCAACAAGAAACGCUCGCACUCGAACAAAAGUAACGGUGGUAAUUCAACGACGGUCACUCACGUGACGAACACGGCAACGUCGCCCAGUUUGCCAUUCACGCCACCACCCCCUCAGCAGAAUUUACCGCUUCAACAGCAACAACUGCCGCCGCCACAGCAACAACUGCCGCCGCCACAGCAACAGCAGCAACAGCAACAGCAGCAGUAUCAGCCACAGCAACAAACUCUAGUCAAAUCGUCGCCGACGGUGCAAGCUUAUAAUCACAACCAAACGGCUCAACCGUACGCCGCAUACAUACCUACCUCAGAACCGUACAACCAAGGUGUCUAUCAACCCCCUGUGGGGCAGCAGACUGUGAUGAUGGCUCCGCAUCCGAGCCAGGGUCAGCCGAAUGUACAGAAUAACGGCCAAGGGGAUGUGUUUAAUCAGAAUUCGGUUUACGCGAAUUAUGCAGUACCUGUUCAGCAAGGACCAGUGUCGCAGACAACGGAAAUAACGGAACUGUCCGGAUAUUUUAUGGGUAUGAGUAUCUACGAUCAGCGUGUGUCCGGUGAUAAUCAUUCGACGCCGCCGCAUUCUUAUCCGCAACCGCAGCCGUCGACCAACCAGCCGGUGCAGAGUGUACAAUCUAUGCCGCAGAAUUACUGGCAGCCGCCGCCCAACUCGAUGCCGCCGCAACAAACAAUGUAUUUCGUACCCCCUCCCGGUACAGCGCUUUCGGUUAGUCAGGGUCCAGGUGAUAGGCAGCCGUUGCACCAGCAACAAAGAUACCCCACGAAUUAUUCUUUUAACGCGCAAACUAUGACGCCUCCGAGCCAAUCGAAUUCCAAUUAUGUGGGCAGCUAUCCAGUUCCCUACAAUUCUGUACCCGCCGUGACACCAGCGCCGGGCGACUACAGCUAUCAACCGCCGGUUCACAUGGUUCCCACGUAUUACCCACCGGGCCAAGCCGCGAUUCAACCACAACCGGUCAUGUACAGAGUACCCACGCCACCGAACACUCCGACCUCUAAUCAGAUGCCAGGGAUGCCGUUGAUGUACGUCAAUUCGGGCAAUUAUCCACCGCCGACGAUGGUAUCAAAUGGGACAUUUAGUCAUCAAGUCGGGCACAACGGUGCAUCACCUGCGCCACCUGGAGCUUACAUGACUCCCGCGUUGGUUCCCAAUCUCGUCUUCAGACAAAACGUUCCUGUCGUUGCCGGUGUUCGUGCUUCGACGCCGGGUAAUUCUCAAAGGACUAGCAGGUCGCCGACUCCAGCGCACGAGCUGUUCGGAAGUGGGAGCGGGGACAGAAGCGCACAAUCCCAACCACGCUACCCACUGCCAAUGUAUCAGGGUGUCCAUAUUGUGCAAGGGGAUAUGAGAUUGAUGCAUCCCGGAGUACCGGCUAAUCCACGGCUGCAGUAUGCACCAGUACCAUCACCACCUGUUGUUCAAGGUUGUCCACGACCGUACCGACCGCCUUCAUACUCGUCGAACACCUCAGGUGCUGGUACACCCACCUCGUUCGAUGGGCGAAAUCAGAAGAUACGUAAACAGAGGUCCAAAGUAACACCGUUGCCACCGACUGGCGCGCGGCCCAAUCUUUAUCAGACUCCUUCCAUGCCGUCGCUCUCGUCCAACGUGCCCAAAGAUCUCAGAGAAGGGACCGUGAAGGUGACAAUCACCCGUCGUAAUCAACUGGUACAAUAUUAAGGUAGCUGGAUGGUCCUGGUCGAGGAAGAACAACAUUAGGAGAACAAGAAACAGAACGAAGAUGGGACCGGGCUGAACAGAGAACGAACAGAAUCGGAAUUUGGACGUCGAAUAAAAUUCGUUGGUUCACCGGUAUAAUAUACAGAACACUAUUCUUAAUUAAUUCGUCACCGCGUACAUUUAAUCGUCGACGAGAGGACGGAGGAAACGAGAGCAUACACAUAUACACCGUGCUACAAAAAAAAACACACACACACAAAAAAAAAAAGAAACGGUCGAACGAAAGCAGUCACCGCGACGAUCAUUUUGAUAAAAAUAAAAUCGAAUCCGAUAUAUGACCACCGUUAUCGAUUAAGAAAAUUCGAACUGUUAUUCAAAGAUCAAUUCGAGGGAGUUCUAUAUAUUCUAUAUAUGUGUGUGCGUAGAAAGAGAAACAAAAGGAUGUGAGUUUGUUUUUAUUUCUAUUUUUUCUGCAAGGCGGGGGGGGGGCGUACGAUACACACACAGGUACACCGAACAGAGAGUUACUGAACAGAAUUUUACCUAUUAUAAUUAUUAUAUAUAUUAUAUAUAUAUACAGUAUAUUAUAUCUGGAGAUAUUUUAAUCGCGGUUUUACAGAUAACUAUAUGAAUGUGAGAUUUAAUUUUAAGGACAGAAGAAGAAAAGGUACUUUUAAAAAUGAA
This is a messenger RNA of Dufourea novaeangliae, 4784 nucleotides long. RefSeq names its product R3H domain-containing protein 1. The record is from RefSeq and is a predicted model, not a curated record. Lineage: Eukaryota; Metazoa; Arthropoda; Insecta; Hymenoptera; Halictidae. Gene Ontology annotation, molecular function: nucleic acid binding. The transcript is spliced from 16 exons. The coding region runs from base 213 to 4100 and encodes 1295 amino acids.